CCCCACCCUGCGCUCCCACCAUCGCAUCGCCUUUCUCCAAAGAUCCUACAAACUCGGCCCAACGUCGCGAGUAACCGCCAUGUCGUCAUCGUCGUCGUCCGAUCUGUCGCUGGAGACGGUGGCGCCCCGCGCGGCCGUCACCAGCGAGCGGAAGCUCAACCCUGACCUGCAGGAGCAGGUGCCUAAGCCAUACCUCGCGAGAGCCAUGGCAGCGGUGGACCCGAGCCACCCGGAGGGAACCAGGGGGAGGGACACCCGCGGUAUGAGCGUGCUCCAGCAGCACGUCGCCUUCUUCGACAGCAACGGCGACGGGAUCGUCUAUCCAUGGGAGACUUUCAAAGGCAUGCGAGCAAUAGGGCUUGGUUUCCCUACAUCCCUAGCCACCGCAUUUUUCAUCAACCUCGUCAUGAGUUAUCCUACUCAACCGAGUUGGAUACCUUCCCCUCUGCUCUCAAUACAUAUAAAGAACAUCCACAAGGCCAAGCAUGGGAGUGAUUCUGAAACAUAUGACACCGAAGGGAGGUUUGACCCAUCAAAAUUUGAUGCUAUAUUCAGUAAGUUUGGUCGAACUCAUCCAAAUGCUCUGACAGAAGAUGAGAUUAACACCAUGCUCAAAAGCAACCGUAAUAUGUAUGAUUUUCUGGGAUGGGGCGCUGCCAUCCUAGAAUGGAAGAUACUGUACAAAGUGGGAAAGGAUAAAGAAGGCCUCUUGCAACGCGAGACCGUCAGGGGCGUCUUCGAUGGCAGCCUGUUCGAGCGACUUCAGGACAGCAAGAAAUCUUCCUAAAAAUUCGCUGUUCAGAGCAGUGUGUUGUCAAUAAGACAUAUUCACUUGAAAAUCCUUUCUUGCCUUAAUUUGAGUUGUACACGUCGAGUAAAAAGUGUUUGGAUCCGUUUACAGAGGCAUGGACAUUUUUUGUUUACAUAUGUAAGUGCACAAAAGGUUUACCAUGGAACUUGUAAUGUGCAUUCAUGAAUCA
Molecule: messenger RNA, 980 nt
Organism: Lolium rigidum
Lineage: Eukaryota; Viridiplantae; Streptophyta; Magnoliopsida; Poales; Poaceae
Product: peroxygenase-like
Exons: 7
Coding region: 80-787 (235 amino acids)
Molecular function (GO): calcium ion binding; monooxygenase activity
Source: RefSeq, a predicted model, not a curated record